Messenger RNA from Limanda limanda (common dab), 2361 nucleotides. It is a transcript of the gene sema3e, whose product is annotated as sema domain, immunoglobulin domain (Ig), short basic domain, secreted, (semaphorin) 3E. Gene Ontology annotation, molecular function: chemorepellent activity; semaphorin receptor binding. Gene Ontology annotation, biological process: negative regulation of axon extension involved in axon guidance; axon guidance; negative chemotaxis. The coding region runs from base 1 to 2361 and encodes 786 amino acids. The transcript is spliced from 17 exons. Lineage: Eukaryota; Metazoa; Chordata; Actinopteri; Pleuronectiformes; Pleuronectidae. The record is from RefSeq and is a predicted model, not a curated record.
AUGAUGGAAGAGUGCGUAAGGACCGUGUCUCUCACACUGAUGCUGCUGUGUGUCGUUCUGCCGGGCACGGCUCCCACAGCCCACAGCCUCUACCCGAGGAUACGGCUCUCCCACACAGAGCUCUGGCAGCUGAACAGGACCUGGGUGUUCCAGGCACAUGGAGCGUCUCUGCAGCCUCACACUAUGAUGCUGGACGAGGGCCACGAGAGGCUGUAUGUGGGGGCCAAGAAUACUCUGUUCUCCCUCAGUCUGGACCAGGUUAACACACACCACAGAGAGAUCCAGUGGGCCAGCACGGACUCUCAGGUAGAAGAGUGUUUGAUGAAGGGGAGAGAAAAGCUCGAGUGUGCAAACUACAUCAAGGUCCUGCAGCGGUACAACCACACCCAUCUGCUGGUCUGUGGAACAGGAGCUUUUAACCCCGUCUGCACACUGGUCAGGGUGGGACACUCAGGACAGGACAGGCUCUUUGCUCUGGAAGAGGACAGUGUUACGAGCGGCAGAGGACGCUGCCCGUACGACCCCAACAGUCCCUGCACGUCCACACUCUCCAGAGGGGAGCUGUAUAUUGGCCUGUACACAGACUACUGGGAGAACGAUGGAGCCUUGUGUCGACUGAACAACCAGACGUACACACGCACCGAGAGGGACGACAGGCAGCAGCUCAGCGAACCUAAAUUUGUGGGCUCAGCAGUUAUUCCCGACAACGACGACAGCAACGAUGACAAAGUUUACUUUUUCUUCACCGAGCGAGAGGCGGAUGCUGAGGGACUCAACAAGGCGGUUUACACCCGAGUGGGGCGAGUCUGUGCGAACGACGUGGGAGGACAGAGGAUGCUGGUGAAUAGAUGGAGCUCCUUCCUGAAAACACGUCUCAUCUGCUCUGUGGCUGGACAAAAUGGCAUUGACACACACUUUGAUGAUCUCGAGGACGUGUUUGUUCUCAAGAACAAGGACAGGAAGAACCCAGAAAUCUUUGGCCUCUUCAGCACAACUAGUGCGGUGUUUAAAGGCUACGCCGUGUGCGUGUACAGCAUGGAGGACAUCAGAGCAGCCUUCAACGGCCCCUUCGCCUACAGAGACAGACCUGAGCACCGCUGGAGCCCUUACGAGGACAGAGUCCCCUACCCACGACCUGGAUCUUGUGCCAGUAAAGUCAAUGGCGGUGGCUUCUCCAGCUCCAAGGAGUUUCCUGAUGAGGUUUUGCGGUUUGUGCGAUCUCAUCCUGUGAUGUAUCGUCCUGUCCUGCCUCAGCACCAUCAACCUGUGCUGCUACAGACGGAGCCGGGCAGGAGGAAACUGACCCAGAUCGCCGUGGACAGGGUCCAGGCCCAGGAUGGAAACUACCACGUUCUGUACAUCGGCACCGAUGACUCAGUGGUGUUGAAAGUUAUCACCAUCUACAACAAAGACACAGACACUAUGGAGGAGGUGCUGCUGGAGGAGCUGCAAGUUUUCAAGGAGUCGGCACCAAUACGAGAGAUCAUAAUAUCGUCUAAAAGGCAACAGCUCUACGUGGGGUCGGAGGUCGGUGUGGCCCAGGUCAGACUGCAUCAGUGUGACCUCUAUGGCUCUGAGUGUGCUGACUGCUGUCUGGCCAGAGACCCCUACUGUGCAUGGGAUGGUCUCACCUGCUCCCGGUUGUACCCCGCUGGAGUCCACACCAAGAGCAGACGGUUCAGGCGGCAGGAUGUUCGCCAUGGAAACGCCGUCCAGCUGUGCAAUGGGCUGCAAAUUGAUGGAUCCGAGGAGAAGCUGGUGUAUGGUGUCCAGAGCAACAGCACUUUACUGGAGUGUGUCCCUCGAUCACUUCAGGCCAAAGUCCUCUGGUUCUUCCAGAAUGGAGAAGGGAGACGUGAGGUCCGGGGUGAUGAGCGGGUUAUCGUGAUCUCCCACGGGCUGCUGCUCUUACACGUGAGAAGCUCCGACGCCGGCGUGUAUGUUUGCCAGACUGUGGAGCACGGAUACGUGAACACUUUAUUACGUGUCACUCUGCACGUGCUCAGAGGGGAGAGGGUGGAGUCCACGAUCCACAGGGCGAGCGGCGAGGAGGGUGAGAAAGCUGCAGCUCCGUGCCACUCCUCCCCCGACCCCCCACCGGACCCCAGCAUCGGCCCCAAGGUGCUGGUUCCAGCCGCCACUCCAGGCCGCCACUCCAGGCAGUGGUACAAGGAGUUUCUCCAGCUGAUUGGCUACGGGGAUGCCCAGAGAGUCGCAGAGUACUGUGAGAAAGUGUGGUGCACCGAUAAAAAGCGUAAAAAGACCAAAAAGAGGUAUGCUGCUCCAGGUGGCGAGAAGAGAAGGAAAGAGAGGGGGGAGGAGAACUCCAACCGAGCGCCCAGGCACACUUUGGACAACUGA